This is a messenger RNA of Daphnia pulicaria, 7293 nucleotides long. RefSeq names its product receptor-type guanylate cyclase Gyc76C-like. The record is from RefSeq and is a predicted model, not a curated record. NCBI's taxonomy places the organism in Eukaryota, Metazoa, Arthropoda, Branchiopoda, Diplostraca, Daphniidae. Gene Ontology annotation, biological process: cGMP biosynthetic process; intracellular signal transduction; receptor guanylyl cyclase signaling pathway. The transcript is spliced from 21 exons. The coding region runs from base 2291 to 7063 and encodes 1590 amino acids. Gene Ontology annotation, molecular function: guanylate cyclase activity; protein kinase activity; ATP binding.
GAGACGGGCUAGUGUGUGACCCGGUUUCUAUCGGGAUAGACGUGUCCGGCGUGAAAUGCAGCUCGUCUCCGUGAAAGUUUCUCUUCUUCGUCUCCCGCUGCUGACGACCAUCGGAUCAUCAAAGCGGUUCACCAUUAUUGGACAUCAAAAUAUCCCACUGCUCCUGCUAAACGUCUAACAGCGGCCGAACAAUAUAAUAGCCGCCGAUUUUUAUUAUUAGAUAUUCCUCGCGCCAUUUUGGCGUUUUGAAUUUAUUCGUUUGGAAACGAAAUAGUCGGCCUGCAAAAACAACAACAACUCCUUGACAGAAACACGUCGACUGGUGUGCGGUGUGCGACAGGGGGGAUUUUUGACAAUUGCUGGGCCCGACUCUUACUAGCGAGCCGCCCUCUCUCGUUAACCGUUAAGUGUAUUUCAGUUAGUGUGCCAGUGCGGCAGUGUUGCGUGCCUCACCAAUCAUCAGCGUGUGCGCUGCUGUGUGAUGUAAUCCCGGGGUCCUUGAAAAAUACAAAAACCCAUUUUCUUGCGCCUUUCCUUUUGUAUCGUCUUCAAAAAGUUGUGUGUGCUCAUCAUGACCAACGGUUAUUCCUACCGCUGGCCCUUGCUGUCGUAGCCGUGAAGAGACUACACGGGGAAAGUGGCCGCAUUGAACGUGAAAGAAAAAGGCGAUAAAGAAAAGAGAAAGGAAGAAACGAAAGAGAAAACAAUUGUGUGUUUGUGGAAAGAAGAAUAAGAAGAAGAAGAAGGAAAUCAAACACAAAAAAAAAUCUCUCUCCCUUCGAAAUAUUCAUAGGCGAGCACGGAACGUUCAGGAAUCCAUCAAUCACGCUGGAUUAACAUUGGCUCCGUGUUCGGGAAAGCGGACUAUAGGCCUGUGCGUACGAUAACGUCAUCACUUUUUUUUCCCCAUUUUGCGGUGCAUAGUUUGCUGCGUAACAGACUUUUGUUGUUGUUGUUGUUGUUGUUUGGAUAUUUCGACGGUGGUUUUCUUUAGAAGCUGCUGCAAUAGCCAUUCGCGCGGUUGUGCAAGUUUCUGGUGCAUGCAGAACCGCUGGCCGUUCUGGUAAUUGACUGACAAAGUUCAUCAGCUGAGCCCAAGAAGUGUUGUCGUGCUCCUGCUGACGGCCAUUGCACGCUUUCACUGUUUACACAUCAGAAAUCGACCGAGCAGCAAAAAGGCUCACGGAAGGGCGCCCCAAGGAAACGGUUCCGCCCUUUGAAACAGCACGAACGGACAAAAAUUCCAGUGGGCUCCUUUCGAACUUUGGCUGGACGAGGUGUAAUUUGGGUUGGACCUUUUUUUCCCCUUUGCGUUAUUAUUAUUUUUUGGUGGGGCCGGGGCUUUGCAAAUAUUACGGGAAUGAUUGAAUCGCACGGAAAAUGCUGUUGGCCGCGUCAUUCACUCCUCAGCCGCUGCUCUGUCUCGCGUUCAACGUUGAACGUCGCCCCCGCUCGCUGAAUGUCUCGUUACGAUCGCCGUUGAGAGACAACGAGUCUGAGGCCAAUAAUAACGAAGAGGAAAUCACCGAAGAAGAAAAAGAAAAGUGGUGGGGUGCUACUGGCCACUAAAGAAUUUCUAAACAAAAACCAAAAGAAAAGAAAAGAAAGACAAGAAGAAUUCCAGUUUAUAUUUGAUCGUCACUGGCUAAAAAGACCAACGGCGUCAAAAGUCAAAUCCGACCCGACCAAACAACAUUUCACGAGAUUCCGUUUGCCUCUUUCGAUUCUUUUCAGACGCACAGCGUAAGAAUCUCUCGUAGAGGAAGCGAUCAUUCUAAAAACCAAAACAAGAGGAUCAAACGACAAACAAAAGAUAAACGAUUGUCGAAAAGGGGAGAGAGAGAGAGAGAAACCAGUUGAACGACAAGGAAAAAAAACAAAAAACCGAACCACCACUCUAAUAAAAAUUCCCUUUUUUCUUCUUCUUUUGUGAUUUGUUUUUCGUCUUUUAUUUGUCUCUCUCUCUCUCUCUCUAUUGCGCGCAAAUACUAUACCAUUACUACUCAGUGCUGUUUGUGUUGCGUGUGACGUUGGCCCCCUCCCCCCCAUCGCUCCAUCUCUCGUGUAUGAUUUUGUGUGUGUGUUUGUGCUGAGCUCCGUCCCGAGCGGUGGCCAUCAGGAAUUCCGUUCACGUUCAGUUUCUCUUUACGGACGCACGGACGGACUGUACACAUCGAGGCCGACCAGAAUCCGAAAAACACAGACUGAAAAAUAAUAAAAAAAUAACCACAGCCCAACAAGGGCCGGCGUGAAUUGAUCGAGUCUCAACGACCGUCCAAUAGCCGCAAACAUGUCCGUCGGCAGGAGAGAAGAUUUCCCACCGUCGUCACCCGAAUCUGUCGUCGGCCAGGUGAUAAAAACGGGAUUGACUUCGACCCGGUGCACAGCCCGAUGGCGUCCGUCUUGGUGGUGGCUGUCGUUGCUUUUCUUUGGUCUGCUGCUGAUCGGGCCGGCUGAGCCGGGGACGGGCAAAUCGAUGGUCAACCUGACUAUUGGUUAUUUGCCGACCAUCUUGGGCGAACACCGCGACAAGCAGGGUUUAUCAAUUUCGGGAGCCAUCACGUACGCUCUGCAGCAGAUUGAAGAAAAAAAGAUCUUGCCCGAAGGUGUCUCUUUGGUCCUCCAAUUUAACGACACCCGCUCCGACCUGCUCCUCACCACCAAGGCCCUCACCGAGAUGAUGUGCAAGGACGUUGUGGCCGUUUUCGGACCUGAAAACACCUGCAACGUCGAAGCGACUAUCUCGUCGGCCUGGAAUCGCAUGAUGAUCUCCCACAAAUGUGCAGAUCACACCGUCUCGGACAAGAAGAAAUUCCCGACGUUUAUCAGGACGUACCCGACCGAGACACAGGUGACGAAAUCGAUCGUGUCGCUGCUGCUGCACUACAACUGGAAGAAAUUUUCGAUCGUGGCCGAGAAUUCGCCGCGAUGGCAGACGGUGGCCGACUCGCUGGAGGCCCGGGUCACGGCCAACGUCGCCAUGAAACUUCAUCUCAAUCACCGGCUCAAGUUCGAGGACAUGAACCGCUGCUGUGCCAAUCGGGAGUCAUGCUGUCACAAUUCUUGGACGUUUGAUAUCCUUGAGAAGACUCGCUCGGGCACUCGAAUUUACGUGUUCCUGGGCGAGCCGCACAACCUCUACGACUUCAUGACGACAAUGCAAAUGAUGAGACUCUUCACCAAAGGAGAGUACAUGGUCAUUUCCGUCGACUGGGAAACUUACAGCCCCGACCGAGCCAGAGAAUACCUAUGGAAACAGCAAAUGGUGAGCGAAAUUCGAAAUUGCAGCGAACUCGAGUCACCUAGUCCGGAAGCGGCCAAGUCGCUCCUGAUGAUUGUCACUACCAAGCCCAACGAAGGAUUCACGAACUUCUCCGAGGAGGUCCGCAAAUACAAUAAAGCGCCUCCGUUUGGUUUCUCCGAGCCGGCUAUCUUCAAAACUUUCGUCAGGCACGUUCCCAUGUACGCUGCCCAUUUGUACGACGCUGUCCUCCUCUACGCCAGGGCGCUGGCCGCAACGCUUAGAGAGAAAAACUUGACCGAUCCUCUCAGCAUUACCGAAGCGGCCAAAGACGGCAAAUCCCUUUUCACGAAGAUUCAUAAUCGAACCUAUGAAAGCGUGACGGGUGCGUCAAUCAGGAUUGACGACAAUGGCGACUCUGAGGGCAACUACACGGUGCUGGCCGUCAAAUUCAACAACAUCUCGCGUGCCAUCAACGUCAACAAGAUGGGAGACAAGGACAAAUUUCACUGCCACUACGAGAUGAUGCCCGUUGGCCGGUUCGAUUACACCAACAACACGACGCCGAAAUUCACGUUGACGGACAAGAUUCUGUGGGUGGCGGGCGAACGUGCGCCGCUGGACGAGCCUCCGUGCGGCUACCGGAACGAGCGUUGCAGCGACUCUGACACGCGUCUGAGAGAUUCCCAGAUUGCCGCCGGAGUUCUCGGCUGCAUUUUCCUGGCGGCCGUCAUCACGACUCUCUUUGUCUAUCGCAAAUGGAAGGUUGAACAAGAGAUUGCCGGUCUUGUUUGGAAGAUCGAUCCCAAAGACAUCAUAUCAAUGUCAUCGCAGACUGCCGAUGGCUUCAUGGACAAAUCCACCAGCAAAUUGAGUUUGGCGAGCGUGGCGGUGGAUCAGGUUUUCACCAAAGUCGGUCGCUACCGCGGCACCAUCGUCCGCACCAAGGAGCUCUGCUUCUCCAAGCGCUACGACAUUGGACGUAAAACGAUGAAGGAAAUGCGUCUAAUGCGCGAAAUCCGUCACGACAACAUCAACCCGUUCAUCGGAGCUGCUGUCGAGCCGUGUCGCAUCCAGAUCGUCUCCGAAUACUGUCACAAAGGAUCUCUACCGGACAUUUUGGAGAACGACGACAUCAAGUUGGAGAAUAUCUUCAUAGCCUCGAUGGUCAACGACCUGAUCAAGGGUAUGACGCAUCUCCACAAAACGGAUCUACACUUCCACGGCAACCUCAAGUCAUCCAACUGCGUCGUCACGUCGCGCUGGGUCUUACAGAUUACCGACUACGGCCUUCACGAGCUCCGCGCUGCCGCCGAAAAGGAUUCCAUCGGAGAUCACGAACUCUACCGCAAUUUGUUAUGGAAGGCGCCGGAAUUGCUGAACGACCAGUCCAACUCGGUUCGUGGCACACCAAAGGCUGACGUCUACGCCUUCGGCAUGAUCCUCUACGAGAUUCUGACUCGGCAAGACGCUUUCACUGGCUACAAACUCGAGCCAAAAGACAUCGUCGACAAGAUUCGAACUGGCCCAGCUCCAGGAGAGAAACCCUUCCGUCCCGAUAUCCAGAUGCUCCAAGAUUAUUGCAUUUUCGUGCAACCCGACAUUGGAAUGGGCUGUCCGGAGUACAUUCGCUCUUGCAUGGAGGAUUGUUGGGCCGAGUCACCGGAGCAGCGCCCGGAUUUCCCCACCAUUCGCGAUCGUCUUCGUAAAAUGAGAGAGGGAAUGAAGCCGUUUAUUAUGGACCAGUUGAUGGAAAUGAUGGUGAUCUAUGCCGGCAAUCUCGAGCUCUUGGUCACCGAGCGGACCCAACUUCUCUACGAAGAGAAACAAAAGACCGAGGACCUCCUCCAUCGCAUGCUACCAAAACCCGUGGCUCAACGACUCACAAGAGGGUGGGGCGUCGAACCGGAAUCCUACGAAGCUGUCACCAUCUAUUUCAGUGACAUUGUUGGCUUCACCAAAAUGUCGGCCGAGAGUACUCCGUUCCAGGUGGUCAACUUCCUCAACGAUUUGUACACCUUGUUCGAUUCCAUCAUCCAGGGUUACGAUGUGUACAAGGUGGAAACCAUCGGAGAUGCCUACAUGGUGGUUUCUGGAUUGCCUUUACCCAACGGCGAUCUACACGCCGGCAUGAUUGCGUCAAUGGCGCUUGAUUUGCUAUCAGCAGUCAAGAAUCAUCGGGUGUCCCAUCGACCUAAAGAUCCAGUUUUACUCAGGAUCGGAAUUCACACAGGACCCGUGGUGGCCGGAGUAGUGGGUUUGACGAUGCCCAGAUAUUGUUUGUUUGGCGACACGGUCAACACGGCUUCGCGGAUGGAAUCGAACGGCGAGCCCCUGAGGAUUCACAUCAGUUGCGAGUGUCGAAAGGCGUUGGAAAAAAUCGGCGGUUACGUGACGGAAGAACGAGGACUGGUCGCCAUGAAAGGCAAAGGCGAAGUGUUGACACACUGGCUGAUUGGCGUCACAAGUGGAGCUGUUACAGCACGAGCGGACGUUGGACCCGAUCAAGCGCCACUCUUUUGUCGCCCGUCUGGUGCCAUUGGAGCAGCGAGUUCCAACGCCAACGGCAGUGCCGGCAACAUGUCGGAUCUUCGCCGGAGGAGUCCUCGAAUGCUUCACAGGGCGGAAUCGAUGCUGACGAGGAGAGUGUCGUCCGAUUCGAGGCCCGUCGGCAGCGGGAGCAUUCGAAUGAGCUCGUCGCUGGCUGCGCAACAAGGACGGACACAAGGCCAGCCCAACAGGAUGUAUCACCACGAUAAUUCGGCCGAAUUGUUGGAGGGUUCCAAUAGCGACUCGAUAUGCAGCAGCACCAUCAGCACCAAUCAACCUCCAACUCCGAAACUUUUCGACAGGAAAACGAGCCAAUCGGCUCGGUCUCUGCGUUCAGUUCGAACAACCAAGUCAAAUGCAAGUCUACGGCGUAGUUGCCUAUUAACGCGCAGCGCACAUGCCAGCCAAGUUCAAAUCGUUGCCGAGGGAGCGAGCGAGAGCGGUGAUGUGGAUUAUCGGAGCGGAACAACAGCCAGUCCGCUGUUACCUCAAAGGCGAUGCCAGUCACUCGGUCGAUUUCCCGAAGACGAAGAUGAACAACAACAACACCACCACCACCACCAGCAUCAGGAGCAGCAGCAGCAGCAGCAGCAGAGAGCGGGCGGUUUGAGUUCGGUCAGUCAUGGUCCCCGGCAGUUUCUCUGCGUUCCUCAAGUCUUCCCUUCUCGAAACAAGUCGAAUCAGCGUCGCAGGAAAGAAUCCAAAUCCCUUGAUCUUUUCCCGUCUGAAUUGAGGUCGACUUUGAUAGACCGGUCGCCGCUGCCCAGUUGCGCGUCGCAGGAUGACACUGAAAACGAACAUUCGCGACUUCUCAGCGGCUGUGACGAUCACAACGUCGUCUUGACAAUCCCGAACGGGGAUCAACCGGAGCAAGCCGAAUUGUCACGACCCAACGGACAUAUCAAGACUUCGGGCUACCAGGCCGUCAGGUUACUCCAAAACGACGACGAAGGGAUUGACGUCAAUUCCGAGACUCUGCUCAGUCGCGAUCGCACUCGGCAUCGGCCCAGUCUCACAGCCUGUGGAUUGAUGGAGUCUGAAAAGAGAUACUCUUGUGAACAACUGGAACAUUCGACAUCGGGCGAGAGACUCGGUAAAGAAGGCAAAGACACGGUCAUCGCCCCCACUGUCAGCAAGAGCGUGCCCAACGUCAAGCGGUGGAUAGUCAAUCUGUUCGGCGUGGGUCACGGAGGUGAUGCUUUUAGUCGGAAUCCGCAGACGGGAGAGGACUUUUCCGACCUCCACCGUGAUGACAGAGAAAGCGUUGUGUGAAUUGGCGCCUCCUUAUUCUUGCAUCCUCCACAGUCUUUUAACAUGAUGACAAAUUGCUUUACUUGUUUCGUGAUUCGUAUAUUUCGCCAUUUGAAAAUGCCAUACCCGAUCUCCGAUUCUUCUCGGUUAAGAUUUUUAAUCGAUUUCAAGUCGGAAUGUUUUCUUUGAUUUUAGUGUAUCUGUAAUAUUGUCGCUGCUGAAAAUAUUGUGAUAAAUCGGUUGUUGUUUUA